Suillus clintonianus is the source of this 1462-nucleotide messenger RNA. RefSeq lists its product as uncharacterized. The annotation marks the transcript as partial. The record is from RefSeq and is a predicted model, not a curated record. Lineage: Eukaryota; Fungi; Basidiomycota; Agaricomycetes; Boletales; Suillaceae. The transcript is spliced from 4 exons.
CCCACGCACUUGUUGUACUCCGUCGUUUCCCUACAGCCUCAGGCUAUAGCAGGAAGACAUCCUUAUAACCUGCCGAGAUCGCAACUGACGGCGACGGGCUUUCGUUUUUCAUAGACAGAACCAAGUUUCAUCCAACUGAUCUUUUGUUUUCGCCUGCUGGCAGGUCAUACUUGACGACCAACACGCGCAACAAAUCAUCGACUGCUUGCUAAAAUAUCUGUUACUUCGAAAAUUCAAUGAGCAAGGUUUCCACUUCAUCUGGAAAGACUCCGACGCCGCUCCCGACGCAGUCAGCUUGGGCAAAGGGCCCGCCGCAGAGCAGUUCAUCUUCAGCUCCUUCCCCGCGAUCGCAGUCUCCCGCUCCCACCCAUGUUGCAUCUCCAAUAGCUACUUCUCACUCGAGACGUCCAAGUGCGUUAGGCCAGGGCGUGUCCGUAAAAGAUGGCGUCUCAGUCCCUCGAAAUAAUGUGGGAUCAGUAGUACGACCAGCAUCCGUUGUUUUUGGAUCAAUAGAUGAUGCCUCGGCCCCGUUAUCUUCAUCACCGGCCGCCAUUCCCGCCGUAAAAACCGAAGUCGUAAAGUCUUUCGGAUCCGUACCUGCUACGUCUUCCAACCAUGUAAAUGGCAAAACUUCAGCUUCCGCAUCGGCCACAGGGUCGUCGAAGCAACCUUCAAGACCCUCCCUAUCAUCAACUCCCUCCAACUCGAGUACUCCUUCCUCAACAGCCGCAACGUCAACCGCAUCAACGCCCAAACCAUCCAAAGCAGAUAUUGCGAAGCUCUUCCAGACUCCCUCGUCAUCUUCUUCCCAGCCGUCUUCCGACACAUCCUCUCCUUCCAUCCGGCCCUCUAAUUUGCCCUCACAUCACCAACCAUCGUCAUCUUCGUCACAACAGCCCCAGCAACCUUCGCAACUCGGCACACAUUCAUAUUCGCAGUACGUGCCCAACAUGCGCCAACCGCAGCAGCCUGCUGGCACCCCACGUUCCCCUGCAUUCCCUCGUGCAGUGCCAAGCGUUCAAAGCCAGUCUCGACAGGGAGCUGGGCCAGGGGGUCCAGGUGGCCAGCCUAUGCCUGCCAGUCCCCGAAUGGUUCCGCACCAACAUCAAGGCCCCCCUGGAGGUGUAACACAGCAGAUGCCCAUGCAGCCCAUGCCAUGGGCCCCAUACUAUGUUAGUAUUCCGUUUCAUAUAUCUAUAAGUCAACCAUAUUCUCAACGUGAUGCUAGUCGUAUGGUCAACAACCACCUUCUUGGACAUAUUAUGCUAUGCCCCCCCAACAUAUGCACCAACAACCUCAUCAGCAACAUGUCCCUCAUGCCGCUCCUCCCCAUCAACCUGGACCCCUUCCCAUGUCACCUCGUCCCGCAGCCCCCCAAUUACCUGGCACACCCACCAUGGCACACGCUGCACCGCAUCCCCCUCAUACGCCUCAACCGCCUCCCUCCAUAUCCUCCCCACCG